This is a messenger RNA of Mesocestoides corti, 1311 nucleotides long. The record is from the annotation of a GenBank genome assembly. Lineage: Eukaryota; Metazoa; Platyhelminthes; Cestoda; Cyclophyllidea; Mesocestoididae.
AUGAGUGAAAACGAACUUCGUCGGUGGAUGUCUCAGGCAUCAGCGAAUUUGAUCGUCCUUUUAGAUGAAAAAACUGGUGAUGAACUCAUAGACGGACAGCGAGGUGUUGAAGAAUUCCAGUUAACAACAAGACAUCCUCUGAAGAUUAUUUUUGAUGCUUUGGUUACUUACAAUGCUGAGAAACAUUUGCUACCAUCGACUGUCUUCCUUGCCGGAGGAUUUGAAGAAUUUCAGAAGCGCUAUCCGUCUCUUGUUACCAAUACGCCGGUUCCUCAGCAACAACCAACUUCUAUCAGACCAGCAGGUAGGAUUGGCUACCCCAGUAUUCAAGAAUCGACCGAGGCAAAACUGACACCAAACUUGGCAGUCAAGAAGGCUACUGAUGCUGAGCCGGCCGAUGUUCCAAGUGCACAAGAAACCCAAACCUACGAGGAACUCUUGAGACAACUUCAUCAAAAUGCGGCUUUCGGGCAGUUGAUCGAUCAACCAAACCGCGAAAUGACGCCCCUACCCCACCUGUACCAAGUCACCAGGACUACUUCUUUUUUUCCUGUACCAUCACCAGUCAUGCCUCUGCGUCCCUUACGACGAGGUCUUGUAAAUUUGGGGAACAUGUGUUAUAUGAACAGUACCCUGCAGUCCCUGUUGCACGCGCCCCACUUUUGGAGCUUCUUCAUGACCCCGCAGAUCUCUCAACCGUGCAAAUUAGCGCGUUCGCUGUCUAAUCUGGUCGUUGAAAUAAGUGAUCCUCACCAAACUACGCCUUAUAAUCCCAAGGCGUUUAAGGCAGCAUUUGAAAAGUUGCAUCCUACUUUUGCCGGUUUCCAACAACAAGACAGUCACGAAUUUCUUGUACUCCUUUUGGACUCCUUACACGAGGAUUUAAAUAAACCCCAGGACAGCUGCAUUGAGCAGUUCUUUAGUCCAGAACAAUUGUCUGGUGGAAGUUGUUGGAUGUGCCCCCAAUGCAAAGUCCCACGGGAGGCCGUGAAAACGUUUGAUAUCUGGCGUCUCCCUGAAUACCUCAUUAUUCACCUUAAACGGUUGUGCCAUGGCGUCUGUGAAAAGAUUGAGUCCAACGUACGGUAUCCACUGAACCGUCUUGAUUUAUCCAAAUUCACCGGCAAGUUGCCUGCCUCAGAAUGCAUAUACGACCUCUUUGCCAUCACCGUGAGCUAUGUUGCUUUCUGUUUUGACGCGGCUGAUCAGAAAUGGCUAAAAUUCGACGACUCCCAUGUAACGACCAUGUCAAAGAGCGAUGUUCAGGUAGGCUUGUGGUACUGCGCCCAUCAAAUUUUUUGUCUCACUUAG